Molecule: messenger RNA, 1091 nt
Organism: Amaranthus tricolor (Joseph's coat)
Lineage: Eukaryota; Viridiplantae; Streptophyta; Magnoliopsida; Caryophyllales; Amaranthaceae
Product: eukaryotic translation initiation factor
Exons: 5
Coding region: 115-717 (200 amino acids)
Biological process (GO): translational initiation
Cellular component (GO): eukaryotic translation initiation factor 4F complex; cytoplasm
Molecular function (GO): RNA 7-methylguanosine cap binding; translation initiation factor activity
Source: RefSeq, a predicted model, not a curated record
AUAUAGACCAAAACCCCAAAUCUUUGAAGACCCUUUUUUCUCUGGCUUUUCGAGAGAUUACUUCCAUUAAAACUAUAUCUCUAGAGCAGAAUCUCUUCUUUAGAACGCAGAAUAAUGUCAAACGAAGUAGCAGAAGAAGUUCUGGCUGCGCCGCUUGCUAGCCAGACGCAAGAAACUACACAAACGACCCACAAAUUGGAGAGAAAGUGGGCGUUUUGGUAUGAUUCUACCAAACCUAAACAAGGCGCUGGUUGGGGUUCUACUCUUAAGAAAGCUUACACCUUUGAUACCGUGGAAGAGUUUUGGUGCCUAUAUGAUCAGAUAUUCAAGCCCAGCAAGUUGGUUGGAAAUGCUGAUUUCCAUUUAUUCAAGGCUGGAGUUGAACCAAAAUGGGAGGAUCCUGAGUGUGCACAUGGAGGCAAAUGGACUGUUGCUGCCAGCAGAAAGACGAAUCUCGAAUCAAUGUGGCUUGAAACUUUGAUGGCUCUAAUUGGGGAGCAGUUUGAUGAAGGUGAUGAGAUAUGUGGUGUGGUUGCUAGCGCACGCCAGAGGGGAGACAAACUUUCAUUGUGGACGAGAAAUGCUGCCAACGAGGCUGUUCAGAUGAGCAUUGGAAGGAAGUGGAAAGAGAUAAUUGACGUUACGGACAAAAUUAAUUACAGUUUCCAUGAUGAUGCAAAAAAGGACAAGUCUUCGAGAGGAAGAUACAGUGUGUAAGACCUUCCCUGUGUCAUGUUGAUCUCUUCUCCCUGAGCAGUUCUCUUAAAAGUUUUAAAUUUGCGUUCACUUUUCAUAUACAACCCGUAGAACAAAAUGCCCUGCUGGCUGCUCAGCUUCAAAUUUUUGUGUGGGCUACUGUUUGAUUUCUUUCUUAUAUCACAUUCUAAUGAGUUCUUAAAUCGUGUUCCAUUAGGCCGAGCGUCCUCUUUAUUUUUCUUGUUAGUUGGGACUUGUUUCAGUUUUUGAUUAGUUAUCGCAUACUAUGCAGAAACAGUAAAAUGUAUUUUUGGAAAUAUCUUUGUCUCUGGCUUGUGUUUCCCUUGUUUCGUGGUGAAGAUGGCCAAACAGUACCCCCCCCCCCCCCUAGAAAA